GUAGACCUCUUCAGCUUCGUUUAUCUGUCUCUGUCUCUGUCUCUCUCUUCUUCAUUACGUUUUUUCACGACCCUUUCUUCCCCAUAGAAAAUGUCUUGAGCCACCAGUUGUACUCAAACCAGUGAAGGUUCUUGGAAGCCUUCUGCGUUUGUGCACAGUUCAAGUCCGAGAGACAUCCGGAAGACCAGGUCUUCCUCCUUUUCUUGGGUUGAGCUGGUGCGGAGAAUGGAAGAGCGUUAUGAGCCAUUGAAGGAGCUCGGCUCUGGGAAUUUCGGAGUGGCGAGGUUGGUGAGAGAUAGGAAGACAAAGGAGCUUCUUGCUGUCAAGUCCAUAGAGAGGGGAAGCAAGAUUGAUGAGAAAGUCCAGAGGGAGAUCAUCAACCACAGAUCCUUGAGGCAUCCAAACAUUGUCAGAUUUAAGGAGGUCCUGUUGACCCCUACUCAUUUGGCUAUCGUCAUGGAAUAUGCGGCUGGUGGAGAGCUUUUCGAGAGGAUAUGCGCUGCAGGUCGUUUUAGCGAAGAUGAGGCAAGAUUUUUCUUUCAGCAGCUUAUAUCCGGAGUCAGCUAUUGUCAUACCAUGGAAAUUUGUCAUCGGGACCUUAAACUGGAGAACACUCUACUCGAUGGAAGUCCGAUGCCUCGUCUCAAGAUAUGCGACUUUGGUUACUCAAAGUCCGGUCUGUUGCAUUCUCAACCCAAAUCCACGGUUGGAACGCCGGCGUACAUUGCUCCAGAAGUUCUGUCGAGAAAGAAGUAUGAUGGCAAGAUUGCAGAUGUUUGGUCUUGCGGGGUGACACUAUAUGUGAUGCUGGUUGGAGCAUACCCGUUCGAGGAUCCCGGCGAUCCUAGGAAUUUCCGGAAGACCAUCGACAGAAUAAUGACUGUCCAUUACUCCAUACCAGACUAUGUGCACGUUUCUGCAGAUUGCAGGCACCUGCUUUCUCGCAUAUUUGUCGCCAAUCCUGCCGAGAGGAUCACUCUCCCAGAGACAAAACAGCACCCUUGGUUCCUGAAGAACUUACCAAAGGAGUUGAUCGAAGGCGAGAAAUCGAACUACGAAUCAGAGCGGGACCAACCCGUUCAGAGCGAGGAAGAAAUAAUGCAGAUCAUACAAGAGGCGCGGACGCCGGGGCAAGGACAUACAGCUGCCGGGGCGGGUGCAGCCUCAGAACCCGACCCUGAUGAAGAAGCCGAUCUAGAAUCCGAAAUCGAUGUCAGCGGUGAUUUUUAGCCCCCGCAUGAACAGCCGUAUUGAAUUGAUAGCACAACCUCAAGUAUGUAAAGAACCAAGCCUUAUGCAGCUGCAAAAUAAAAUUAAAAGACGAAGGAAAAAAAAGAGAGAAAGACAUAAGGUAUGCUGUUUCUCAAGAGUGAAUAAACUAAGACACUGUGAAAAAUGGAGUGAAUCUCCAAUCCUUUGCCGGCAAGAACUCUUUUUCAAUAUGACUUCUCUUCCUGUCUUGUGAAAUGUGUUGCUUUCGACUCCA
This is a messenger RNA of Rhodamnia argentea, 1486 nucleotides long. Its product is annotated as serine/threonine-protein kinase SAPK3-like. The transcript has 10 exons. Lineage: Eukaryota; Viridiplantae; Streptophyta; Magnoliopsida; Myrtales; Myrtaceae. The record is from RefSeq and is a predicted model, not a curated record. Gene Ontology annotation, molecular function: ATP binding; protein serine/threonine kinase activity. Gene Ontology annotation, biological process: intracellular signal transduction; protein phosphorylation. The coding region runs from base 226 to 1230 and encodes 334 amino acids.